GUACAUUCGAUGCAACCGAGGCUUCACUUCUUUUUCUAAACUCCCAACAACUUCACUUCUUUUUCUAAACUCCCAACAACUUUUCUGUCUGUUUUAUUAAAACCUUCGCCACAUUAAUCAUUCAAAGUUUCUUAAAUUCACCAUUUUCAUCUUCUUCUUGCAACCUAAUUACAAUGUCUCAAGUUGUUGCUACAAGAUCCAUUCAAACAACCCUCCCCAUUUCUCGAUCUACCCAUCAAAGACCUCACAAUCUCUUAAACCCUCCAACUUUUGGUUCCAAAUUGUUCCUACCAAAAGGGAACAACAAAUGUUCAAAAUUUGGUUUCAGAAGAUGUUUAAUCAGUGCAAGGAAAUCAGCUUCUGCUGAAGUUGUUCCUGUUUCACCUGAAGAUGAUUCAAAGAUUGAGGUGCAUUUGCAUCAUUUGCAUGGGGUGCAGCCAUAUGGUGAUACUUCUGUUGGAAUGUGGCCGAAGCCGACGGUUAGGCGUAAGACGAAGGUAGUAUGUACUAUUGGACCUUCUACCAAUACAAAGGAAAUGAUUUGGAAGUUGGCUGAGGCUGGUAUGAAUGUCGCUCGCCUCAAUAUGUCUCAUGGUGAUCAUGCUUCUCAUCAGAAAGUUAUUGAUUUGGUUAAAGAAUAUAAUGCACAAUCUAAAGACAAUGUUAUUGCAAUUAUGCUUGACACUAAGGGUCCUGAGGUUAGGAGUGGGGAUUUGCCACAACCAAUCAAUUUAGAAAGUGGGCAGGAAUUCACUUUUACUAUUCAAAGAGGCGUUGGAACUGCAGAUUGUGUCAGCGUAAACUAUGAUGAUUUUGUCAAUGAUGUAGCACCGGGGGACAUGCUUCUUGUUGAUGGCGGCAUGAUGUCAAUGGUCGCUAAGUCUAAGACAGAGGAUUCAGUGAAAUGUGAAGUUGUUGAUGGAGGAGAGCUCAAGUCUAGGAGACAUUUGAAUGUUAGAGGAAAAAGUGCAACACUGCCUUCAAUAACUGAGAAGGAUUGGGAUGAUAUCAAAUUUGGAGUGGAUAACAAAGUUGAUUUCUAUGCUGUUUCCUUUGUUAAGGAUGCUGAAGUUGUUCAUGAACUGAAGAAUUAUUUGAAGAGCUGUGGUGCUGAUAUACAUGUAAUUGUAAAAAUUGAAAGUGCAGACUCUAUACCAAAUUUGAAUUCAAUUAUCACUGCAUCUGAUGGGGCUAUGGUUGCCAGAGGAGAUCUUGGUGCUGAGCUCCCUAUUGAAGAGGUUCCUCUUUUGCAGGAAGAGAUAAUCAACUUGUGCCGUAGCAUGGGGAAGGCUGUGAUUGUUGCAACCAAUAUGCUGGAAAGCAUGAUUGUUCAUCCAACUCCAACUAGAGCAGAGGUAUCAGAUAUCGCUAUUGCUGUUCGAGAAGGUUCUGAUGGAAUAAUGCUGUCUGGAGAAACUGCUCAUGGAAAGUUCCCACUAAAAGCUGUGAAAGUGAUGCACACAGUAGCGUUACGGACAGAAGCCACUAUACAAGGUGGUCAAAUGCCGCCUAAUAUUGGUCAAGUGUUCAAGAAUCAUAUGAGUGAGAUGUUUGCAUACCAUGCAACCAUGAUGUCUAAUACCCUUGGAACCUCUACUGUUGUCUUCACUCGAACGGGUUUCAUGGCUAUCCUUCUGAGUCACUAUCGUCCUUCUGGCACAAUAUUUGCUUUCACCGAUGAGAAGAGAGUACAGCAAAGACUGGCUUUGUAUCAAGGAGUUUGUCCUAUACACAUGGAGUUCAGUGAUGAUUCCGAAGAAACUUUCAAAAGAGCCUUGGAAUUUCUACAGAAGCAAGGAAUGGUGAAGGAUGGAGAAGAAGUUGCACUUGUACAAAGUGGUAGGCAACCCAUAUGGAGGUUCCAAUCCACUCACAAUAUCCAAGUCAGGAAAGUGUAAACAAAAAGAAAGAAAUAAUGGAUAGAGAAAAAGACUUGGAUCCUCACUUACAAACUUUCUAAUAAUCUUUGACAACUAACUUUGGUCAUUUUAAAUUGAAAAAUAAGCUUAUUUGAUUUAA
Molecule: messenger RNA, 2019 nt
Organism: Cicer arietinum (chickpea)
Lineage: Eukaryota; Viridiplantae; Streptophyta; Magnoliopsida; Fabales; Fabaceae
Product: plastidial pyruvate kinase 2-like
Biological process (GO): glycolytic process
Molecular function (GO): pyruvate kinase activity; potassium ion binding; magnesium ion binding
Source: RefSeq, a predicted model, not a curated record